Molecule: messenger RNA, 714 nt
Organism: Acanthosepion pharaonis
Lineage: Eukaryota; Metazoa; Mollusca; Cephalopoda; Sepiida; Sepiidae
Source: the annotation of a GenBank genome assembly
AUGCGAUGCGUACACGUAGAGAUGACUUGCCUUAUAUAUCUAUGUUUCUUAAUUUGUGUUUCUUAUCUAUUUUCUUUAUCUAUCUGUCUUAUCUAUCUUCGUUACUUUAUGUGUUUCUUAUCUAUCUAUUUUAUUUAUCUAUCUGUUUCUUACCUAUCUUCUUUAUCUAUCUAUCUUCGUUACCUUAUUCAUGUGUUUCUUACCUAUCUAUCUUCUUUAUCUAUCUUAACUAUCUUCGUUACCUUAUUCAUGUGUUUCUUACCUAUCUAUUUUAACUAUCUUCGUUACUUUAUGUGUUUCUUAUCUAUCUAUCUACUUUAUUUGUGUUUCUUAUCUAUCUAUCUACUUUAUUUAUGUGUUUCUUAUAUAUCUAUCUUCUUUAUCUAUCUAUCUACUUUAUUUAUAUGUUUCUUCCUGUAUCUAUCUAACCAACGCCUAGAUUCAUCUUCGUUGCCUUUAUGUUUCUUAAUAUCUGUCUUCUUUAUCUCUAUCUAUUUUAUCUACGUCGUUACUUUUAUGAGUUUCUUAGUAUGUAUCUUCUCUAUCUAUCCCUAUUCUAUCUAUAAUCUGAAAAAUCUGUUUCUAUUAUCAAAUCUAUCAAAAUUCAUCUAUCUCAGUUUUUUUAUCUCUCUAUCCGUCUAUCUAUCUAUCUAUCUAUCUAUCUAUCUAUCUAUCUAUCUACCGUUAUAUAACGCAUAUGUACGGUUUCAGUGA